AGGAAAACUAGUUGCAGUAGUGAUCCCCGGGGUGGGUGGGUCCCAAUCACCACGACACAGCGCGUCCUCGGGUUGCGGAUAGAGGAAAAGCCUCGCUAUCUCGGUUGAGGAUAGAGGUUAGCUGCGAAUAAAUUGAAUAAGCAGUCGCGGACAGCCGAUUGGAAUGGUCCUCCUGUUUGGGGGUUGGGCGUGGGUUUGAUAGGCUCACACCGUGAAACGACUUUAUCUAGAAACAACCAAAACUCGCCAUGGAUUCUUCUGGGGUAAAAUUUUCCGGAGGUAAACUAGUCCCCCGUUCGGAUCUCCGGGUGGGGACUACCUCGGGGAACUCAUGUCGUAUAAAGUCAAAACACGGGAGAGACAUCAAAGUGGGUACGUGGAACGUCCGAAGUCUUUACAGACCUGGGGCGUUUCAAUCGAUGGUCGGGGAGGUCGAAAGGUACGGGGUAGAAGUUGUCGCGUUGCAAGAAACAAGAUGGGCCGGGGAGGGUUCGCUUAAUGCGGGUUCGUACACGCUUCACUAUGGAGGGUCGGAGAUCCAUAGUCUUGGCAUCGGUUUUAUGAUUAAUAGGAAAAUCUUAUCCGCGGUAAAAGACAUUAAAUUUAUAAACGAAAGAUUAGGAUUGCUCGUUGUGCAGGGCCGAUGGUACAAGAUCGCGAUAAUCAACGUACACGCGCCGACGGAAGAUAAAGAUGGCGAAAUUAAAGACGGGUUCUACGAAGAACUCGAACACCUCGUGGAUCAAUUACCGAACGAUUACAUGAAAAUAGUCGUGGGAGAUUUUAACGCGAAAAUCGGUAAAGAGGACAUUUUUAGACCAACGAUCGGGCUCGAAAGUUUGCACGAGGAAAGUAACGAUAACGGAGUGAGGGUAAUUAACUUUGCGACCGGCAAAAAUCUUAUCGUCAAAAGCACGUAUUUUAAACACAAAAAUAUCCAUAAACAAACUUGGAUUUCCCCGGAUGGAGGCACGCGUAACCAAAUUGAUCACGUUCUUGCAGAUAAACGGCGUCACACGAACGUACUCGAUGUCAGGUCUUAUAGGGGGGCGGAUUGCGACUCGGAUCACCUCUUUGUAAUUGCCAAAAUCAGGGAACGUCUUUCGCUAAACAAAACUAACGGGCAGUUGUUUGGAACUAAACGUCUAAAUGUACAAGGUUUGAUCGAGGGAGAAAACGGAAUAAAAUACGCGGUCGAAGUAACGAAUAGACUCGCGGCUUCAAAGGAAAUAGAUGAAUCGGAUGAUAACACGGUUGAUAAACACUGGGAAAACGUACGAGACGCGAUAGUAAAAUCGGCGGAGGCCACGGUUGGUUUUUGUAAAAGGAACAAAAACAAGCCGUGGUUUGACGAAGAAUGCGUAAAAAUUGUUAAAGUACGAAACGAAGCGCGCAUCACGUGGUUGGCUCAAAAUACGAAGGAAACUCGGGAUCAGUUUCUUAAGAUUAGGCAAGAGGCUCAUAAUAUGUUUAAAAUUAAGAAGCGUCAAUACUUAAAACGUAAAAUUGAAGAAAUAGAUGAAAAUUGUAAAAGCAGUAACGUACGAGGCACGUACAUGGGGAUAAAUAAUUUUAGAAAGGGAUUCCAAGCUAGGACGGAAAUGGUGAAAGAUGAGAACGAUAAUUUAGUUACGGAUACAACGGCAGUUUUAAACACAUGGAAAAAUUAUUUUGAUCGGUUAUUGAAUGUCGAAUCUGAAAACGACCGGGAAAUAGAGAAUUUUGAGUAUCACACGGCUGAACCUAGGAUUAACGAACCGACAAUUUCAGAAGUAGAAAGCGCGAUUAAAAAAUUAAAAAAUCACAAAGCACCGGGUAAUGACUUGAUUCCGGCGGAACUGAUUAAAUGGGGGGGAAGUAGAUUGAUAGAAGAAAUUCAGAAAUUAAUUAUCUUAAUAUGGAAUAAAGAAGCAUUGCCGGAACAAUGGAAAGAUUAUGAGAUAAUUGGAGAUCAUCAAUGCGGCUUUAGGAGAAAUAGAUCGACUGCGGACCAAAUCUUUACUAUUCGGCAAAUCUUGGAGAAAAAAUGGGAAUUCGACCAAUCGGCUGCGUUCCGAAUUACGCAUGAAGCGCAUGAUGUAUUGUUUUAUCCUUCUUUAUCAUUUGGUGAACAACAAGAACAAAUGAUGCAUCAUGCGCUCCAUGCGUAA
This is a messenger RNA of Trachymyrmex septentrionalis, 2150 nucleotides long. RefSeq lists its product as uncharacterized. The transcript has 3 exons. The record is from RefSeq and is a predicted model, not a curated record. NCBI's taxonomy places the organism in Eukaryota, Metazoa, Arthropoda, Insecta, Hymenoptera, Formicidae. Bases 249 to 2150 code for a protein of 633 amino acids. Gene Ontology annotation, molecular function: catalytic activity.